Odocoileus virginianus texanus is the source of this 1420-nucleotide messenger RNA. NCBI's taxonomy places the organism in Eukaryota, Metazoa, Chordata, Mammalia, Artiodactyla, Cervidae. The record is from RefSeq and is a predicted model, not a curated record.
GAGCCACUGGGACCUUGGGUCUGUAUCAUGGAGGCAACUGGGAGCUGAUCAAGACUGCACUGCUCCAGGCAGGAGGAGGGUACAGUUCAGCUGGGAUGUGAACUUCCUGUUAUUUAUAACCUGUGAAGGAAGAAGAAAAUAUCAAUCUACUUACUCAGAGGAGAAACAGGCAAUGGAUCCCAAAGGCCAGAAUGUGAAGCUUAAUGAUGGCCACUUCAUUCCUGUCCUGGGAUUUGGAACCUAUGCACCUCCAGAGGUUGCUAAGAAGGAAGCUCUGGAAUUCACACCAUUUGCUAUUGAGGUUGGGUUCCGCCAUAUUGACUGUGCUCACGCUUACCAAAAUGAAGAGCAGAUAGGCCAGGCCAUUCAAAGCAAGAUUGCAGAUGGCACUGUGAAGAGAGAAGACAUAUUCUGCACUUCAAAGCUUUGGUGCACAUCCUUUCGACCAGAGUUGGUCCGACCAGCUUUGGAAAAGUCACUGAAAAGUCUUCAACUGGACUAUGUCGAUCUCUAUAUUAUGCAUUAUCCACUGGCUCUGAAGCCAGGGGAGGACAUUUUGCCAACAGAUGAAAAUGGGAAACUGGUAUUUGACUCAGUGGAUUUCUGUCACACAUGGGAGGCCCUGGAGAAGUGUAAGGAUGUAGGACUGACCAAGUCUAUUGGGGUGUCCAACUUCAACCACAAGCAGCUGGAGAAGAUUCUGAACAAGCCGGGGCUCAAGUACAAGCCUGUCUGCAACCAGGUGGAAUGUCACCCUUAUCUCAAUCAGAGGAAACUGUUGGAUUUCUGCAAGUCACAUGAUAUUGUUCUUGUUGCCUAUAGUGCUCUGGGAUCCCAAAGAGUAAAAGGAUGGGUGAAUCUGAACCACCCCAUUCUCUUGGAGGACCCGGUUCUCUCUGCCAUUGCCCAAAAGCAUAAGAAAACCCCAGCUCUGGUUGCCCUUCGCUACCAGAUACAACGUGGGGUUGUGGUUCUGGCCAAGGGUAACAAUAAGAAGUGGAUCAAAGAGAAUAUACAGGUGUUUGACUUCGAGCUGACUCCAGAAGACAUGAAAACAAUUGAUGGCCUCAAUAGAAAUAUAAGAUAUAAUGAGAUACUUGGUGUCGGUCACCCUGAGUUUCCAUUCUCUGAAGAAUAUUGACUCUCAGCUCUCACUGUGGUUCUUUGAGAAUGUCUUGCUGCUUUGGAUGGUGAAGAAGAUUUUCAUACUUGGUGGAGGUGCUUAAAUGAAGUUUCUGAAAUUUUGAAAGCUUGUUUUUCAUUUAAAACAUUUAACACAUUAUGAAACAAUAAAGACUUCAGAGUAAGAAUAGUUCUUUUUCUGAUAAUUAAAAUAAUACAUACAAUUUAAAGAAAGUUAGGAAAUAGAAGGCAAAGGAUUGAAAAUAAAAAUAAGCUGUGAUUAACCCUUUUAAUAAUA